AUGUUCGGUGGUGGCUUCGGUGGAUAUGGAAAUAAUCCAUUUGCUGGUGGUUUCGGUGAAUUAGCUUCUGAUUAUGCUAUUAAUCGUAUGGUACCAGGAGGAUUAAAUAGUCCAAUGGGAAUGAUCGUUGAUAAUAUGUUUGGUGGAAAUCCAAAUGGAGGAAUGGGAAUGGGAAUGGGAAUGGGUGGUGGAUUUGGAGGAAGUCCAUUUGGUGGAGGAUAUAAUGGUGGAUACGGAGGCGGUUAUGGAUAUUAUUAA
Molecule: messenger RNA, 258 nt
Organism: Adineta steineri
Lineage: Eukaryota; Metazoa; Rotifera; Eurotatoria; Adinetida; Adinetidae
Source: the annotation of a GenBank genome assembly